AUGGAAGAGCACAACAAACAUUCUGCGCAAGAUUCUGCAAAUCUAUCAAAAUUUGAUGUCUCGGAGAACAAAAAGCUAUCAGAUUCGUUUAAGUCAUACCACAAGCGUGAUCAAAAGAAUGAAACUUCCUUCUCCGAUGCAGAUGGAGAAAUAGGAGAUAAUUCAGUUUCACUUGAAUAUGUGCAAGAAGAUACAAUAGAAGGGUCUCGGCACGAGGAUAAGCAAAAAGCUUUAAAGUUUGUCUCGGUCAGUAAUGAUCAGGCAGAGAUACCAACGAAUAUCUCUCCAAGUGAUACAUCUGAUAAUAAUAUUUUAAAAAAAGAUUUGGAAGUCAAACCUUUAAAAGUGCUAGAAUGUAAAUCUUAUACUACAUUACCCCACAAAGAUCAGGUACUAGAUUUAGUAAUUAAAAAAGAAGAUGGUUUAACAAAUUUAAGAGAACAAUCUGUGGGAGCCUCGGAUACUGAACAAGACUGUAAGCGAUCUAGUGUCUCAAGUACGGGAAAACAACUGAAUGAGAUCAACUGCAAUGAUGAUCUUAAAAUCUCAGAUAAUUCAGCAAAACACCUUUCAUUGAAGAAAUCUUCAGAUAGAAUUCAGGAUCAAAUAAACGCCAAUUCUAAAAGUGAUCCCUCGCCUAGUAUUCAAGAUUAUUAUGGCGAUAACCUAUCGCUCAUGUUUGAAACAAGAGCAGUUAACCAAGAUCAAGCUCAAAGAGAGAUGAAUGAUGAACAAACUUCAAACUCUAACAUUUACGAUCAAAUUAUCACCGAUAAAAUCAAUACAAAUAUUGUUGAGAAGUCGUUGGGAAGUAGCAAGAUUCAUAACAAUGUUGAAAAUUUACAAGUGGAUUCCAAAAAUCUGGCACCGGGUGAAAAACUCUAUGAAACAGUAGAGCUACAAGAAAAUACGCUAUGCCAAGAUACAAAUAGCCAGUUGUCUCUUAGUCGAAAAUACGAUCAAUCGAGGCUUAAUUCCGAUGCGGAAACCCCUAGAAUCAAACCAAGGAAUACAAUUAAAGGGAACAAAGCAGCAAGACCUGAAAGAUCACGUUCCAAAAAUUUAUCCUCAAAUAAUCAACAUAUCAAUGAUUCUGAGGUAACAAGCGCCUCUACAGUGCCUGAGAAAAAACGUUUUGAGGAAUCCUCAUCUAAGAAAUUCGGUACAAAAACUUCAACACCUCUGGACAACAGCAACGAAGAUAAUAUGGCACUGCUCUUGAAGUUUUCUAUAGAAGAAGAUGUUGGAAAAAAGUUUUCAGACAUGACUACAUCUAGCAAGGCUAAUUUUCCUGUCAACCCUGUCACAAAAGAAUCGUCAGUUAAUAAAGAGAAGGAAGACGAGUCUUUGGUGAUGUCAAAUCAAUUGGCCACUUACCAAGAUAAAUAUCCGCAGACUAACCUCAGUAGCAUUGGAAACUCUGAGAAAAUCUCACAAUCUAUUAGGAAUAUUGCACCCAACCAAAAUCUUUUAAUAAAAGAUAAAAAUAUAAUGCAGGUUAACGAUACUAUAAGUACCUCUAUGGACUCAAGUGGUAGCCUUCCUAAAACGAAGGAGACUAUCAUAAAAAAAGAAACCCCCGAAGCGUUAAAAAGAGAUAGUGAAGAGAAAAAUGGUAAUCGACCUAUUUCCAAGAAAAAAGCUAGAAAGGGUAAGCGAAAUCAAAAAAACGGUAUUUCGACCCCAGUUGAUGAAAUCAAAUAUUCUUCACCUUUGGCUGACCCCAGUCAGUCUUCGGAGUGUAAUCCCACCGCAGGAAGUAAAGACCUGGUAGAAUGCAAUGUUGAGUUCGGUAAUCCUGCACAAGAUCUAACGUGGGGGCAGUUCCUCCAGGUCAGAAAAAAUCCGACAAAAGAUGCAGAAAAUCAGAAAGUAGUUUCAAUAAAGGGGAAUAAUGAAAUAUUUGAUCAAGUUGCAAAGUCCAUAGGAACAAUUCCUGAUCAAUAUACUUGCAUAAAACAUCAAGGAAGUGUUAUUGGUAGAUGGGGGCCUCAGGAGUUGGAUGAAAUUAUGUCAAAAAUCAAAAAUAAAAAUAAAGAACAAUUCUAUACUAGUAUCCCAAAUACAACAGAUAUUACAGUUGAAUAUGAGGCCGAUUUACUCAAUAUUGAAGAACCCAAAGCUUUGAAACUUGUAGCUCUUCGUUGUGUGAAAAAUCAGAUUGAGAUCGACAUCAGCCAGAUUGAGACAUUCUUUUCGUUCAGUUCUAUAAAGUCAGCUUCCGGUUUAGAUGUUAGAAAAAAAUUCUUAAGGCUAUUUCAACCCUCGUUUACAACAUUACUGGCCCCAGAACAAGUAAGUAAAGAGUUCUCAAUAAUUAAAUUCGAAAUAGACGAUAAAGGUAAAGAGGAACCUCGUAUCAGUCAAUAUAAUGGAAUUUCUACUAUUUCUCCGGAUAAAUUUCUUAUCGUGGACAAAGUCAUUGCAAAUGGUAUUGAAUCAUUGGAUAUUAAUUACAAAAUUCCUGGCCUAAAUUAUCUAAGCAUUGAUCGAUAUUUGCAAUCAGAAAGAUUGGAAAUUCCUUGGAAAAAAUUUUACACUGAAGCUUCAAGACACUAUAAUGGCAGACUUGAUUUGCUCAAUAACUUGCGCAUAAGUUCAACAACUGAAAAAUACAUGAUGUUUCAAUUUACAACUGAUUUAAAAUUUGAUCUUAACUUUAAUACUAUUAGGUCAAUCUCAAAUUCUUCCAUUGGUAAAUAUUUGUACAACAUAUGUGGGGCUAUAUUUGAGACCAAUCUUGGUGAUAAGACAUCGCAUAAGUCUUCAAGCCUAGAUGAUUCUAUGCAAAAAUGUAAAAUUUCACUAUUUUCGAGUGAUGGACGGAGUGCUGGAUCAUUGUGGUCCUUUGAAAUCAGAAUAUUUUCUGGUAUCUCUUCCUCUAACAUGAUGCAAAUUAGCGAAGUACAAAUCAACCAAGUUUUGAAUAGAAGCUCUUUAGAUUUGAAAAGCAGACUUGCAGUCAUUCUUCCCGCCAAUCAAGAGAUUCUUCUUAAAGAUGGGGAGAAAAUUCAAGAUUUCAAUCCAAAAUUACCAUUAAAUGCAACCAAUCUUGAAUAUACAUCCCUAUUGAAUAGAAACGUCUCAACAAUGCCAGAAAAAGUAGAAAAAAAUAAAUAUGGCGUGAAUAGUCUUGAAAUCUUGUCUUUCUGUCAAGGAAACAAGAUAAGGAUCAUGGAAGAAUCUUACAUCAGUGGUCAACUUGAACUGCACAGUUUCUGGAAAGCUAUACCUAUAAGUUUAAUGAAAUCUCUCACAAUCUAUUGGAGUAAUUCAUCAGAUUUCCAGUCACAGUUUCCAUGUAAUAAUUCUGAGUCAAAAUUUCAGAAAUUGACUAAAAAUGCAUCUAUUACCCCGUUUAAUUCAUCGAUAAUAAAUAGCGGAAUGUCUCUCCCUUCGACAAAAUUGCCCGAAACACAUAUAAAUAAUACCGAAAUAUCUGAAUUAAAUAAAUGUUACAAAAUUACCCAAAUACCUGCUAGAAUAAAUGAAAUAUCUAAAAUUAGAUCACUGGACACAUUAGCUAUAAUCGAAACUCCCAUGAAUUAUUCAGACAAAUAUAAAUUUGGGCCUUACAUGCAGAAAUCCUGUAAUGAAACUGAAUUUUAUAUCGAGUCUUGUCAACUAUUCGAAAGUCUAUUGGAAAGCCAUCAGGGAUAUCAUAGUGAUGGCGAGGAUCAGUCUCAAAAACCAUUAUCUUUGAAAACUUCGCUUCGAAUGCCAACAUCUGUUGAGAAAGGUAAAACUUUGUCAGAUGAUAUGGAGGAAACUCAGAAAUCUAUCACAACUAGCAUAUCAAAAUCACAUACAGAAAGUCAAUCUAGCUCGCACAAAAUAGCUCCACACACAAUACAUUCUCUAUCAAUUGGAAAAAUUGAAAAUUUCUCGGAUCCAGGUUACUCAUCGUUACAUAGGGCUGAAGACAAAUAUGCCAAUAUUCGACAUACGCCAAGUCUUCAGGGUAGCAUGAUAGUGAGAAGAUUGGAUAAGGAUCUACCGGGCUCUCGUAUUCAGAGAUCUGAUGGUAAAAUUGAGUCACCUAAAUUUAUAGAAUCUGACUCUUCAGAGUACCCACAAAUACGAAAAUCGAAAAGAAAAACAUAUGCUGAGCUUACUACAUUUCAGCCUAAGGCUCACAAUAUAGUUGCGGGGACUCGAAAUUUAGUGGCUGGUACAGUGUUGGAGAGAACAGCGCUACAAGGCUGUGCCAUUACGAGGAAGCUCAAUGUUGAUCAAUUAACAUCUAUCCAAACUCAAAGAUCCAUCUCAGAAGUCAGUAGAUCAUCUAACUGUGAGCCUGCUAGUUUCGCAUCCACAAGACAUAUUAGCACCUGCACUUCAUUCCGUGGUAGUGAAGCACAAACUAGCAGGGAUCUACGAUCGCUUAGUCAACCGACCAGCAAGCUCAAAUUAACUCAUCAGCCAUCUCCAUCGCACAUCGCGAAUCCUCAGGCUAAUGAGGGCCGUGUCCGGGUCAAGGACAUGGCAGAUGUCUUUGAUGGUGUUGGCGAAGGCCGCUUGAGUUCACCGCGGUCUCCCACACGACCUCCUAGCAUGCGCCGCCGGCAAAGUAUGAAAGUUCUUGAUCUCGAGUGUAAGAUUGAACAACUAGUUGAACAGAACCGUGCACUAGUCGAAAAAGUAGAAUUAGCUGAAAAAACUGCAAAACAAUAUACCCAAAAAGCCGUCCAUGAGAAGGUGGUCGAAAUAGAAUCUCUCACGCAUGCUAUUGACUGGUUCAAAAAAGAGGUUUCUAGGCUGAAAGAACUAAAUGAAGGUCUCAAAUCAGCAGGCUCAAAAAUUGCGCGUCAACAGAACGAUCGUGUUGAGUCGCUCGAGACUGAUAAUGUACAUUCCGGACAAGAAAAUCAACUGAAACGUGAUUCCCAUCGUAGGAUUUCCACAAAAGAUGAGAUAGCGUUACAGACAGCUAUUUCAGACAAAAAUAAAGAGAUUGCGAUUCUUUGCGCCGAGCUCGAUAGGGCAAAACAAAAAAUUCGAGAUUUACAGAAGCAGAUAUUAGUAUCAAAAACAAAUAAUACCGAAUUUUUUGUCGUGAGAGACGAGGAUUACUUUGAUAGAGCAUGCCAGCAACUAUGCCAGCACGUACAGCAAUGGGUAUUGCGAUUCUCUAAAUUCUCCGACAUGAAAGCCUGUAGGCUCACUGAUAAGAUUAACAAUGAUAAAACUGUGAAUCGGCUUCAGAGCGCAAUUCUGGAUGGCUCCGACGUAGAUUUAUAUCUAUCCGAUAGAAUCAAGCGUCGUGAUAUAUUUAUGUCAAUAGUUAUGACCAUGAUAUGGGAAUUCAUUUUUACGCGAUACCUGUUCGGUAUGGAUCGAGAACAGAGGCAAAAGCUCAAGACCCUAGAAAAGAUUCUCUCUGAAGUAGGACCCGCAUCGGCCGUGCACUUAUGGCGUGUAACUACCUUGACACUUCUUUCAAGGCGUUCAGCCUUUGCUCAACAACGAGUUCUAGAUACACAAGCUGUUGUACAUACCAUCAUCGAAACUCUAUCAGAAAUACUACCGCCACCAAGUAGCCUUGAAGAAAAGGUAAGAGAACAGUUGACUAGAGUCAUCAACGAAGCUGCGAACCUAUCUGUUGAAAUGCGUUGUCAAAAAUCCGAAUAUAUGAUGCUCCCGCCUCUUCAGCCGGAACGCGAGCCGAAUGGCAAUGUGACAAGGAAAGUUUAUUUCAAUGCAAGACUAAUGAAUGAGCGGAGUGGUGAAACACUUUCCAACAAGGAAUUAGAGGACAAAAAAUCUAUCGUACGUAUUGUAUUAUUUCCACUGGUUGUUAAAAAGGGUGAUUCUCGUGGGGAGGGCGAAGAAGAAACUGUUGUCUGUCCUGCACAAGUAUUAGUUGCUAGACCAAAAAAGACGGUGCAUUAUAGUGACGAAGUCCAUUCGAGAGUUAGCACCAAGAGCAGCUUUCCUAUGACAGAAGUAGGUAGUGUGGUUUAA
Messenger RNA from Blumeria graminis f. sp. triticale, 5964 nucleotides. Lineage: Eukaryota; Fungi; Ascomycota; Leotiomycetes; Helotiales; Erysiphaceae. The record is from the annotation of a GenBank genome assembly.